AUGGCCUCAGGUCCCUCCUUACCCCAUGUGGACCAGUUUCAGGUGGUGUGGCCCCAGCGCCUGCCAACACCCCGUGGCCGCCGGGCUCUGCCCUCCCACUGGGGCCUAUACCCGGAUAGUGUGAGCUACAACCUUGGGGCUGGGAGGCACAACUUCACUCUGCGUCUGCAGAGGAACAGGGACCUGCUGGGCUCAGGCUACACAGAGACCUACACGGCUGCCGAUGGCUCUGAGGUGGUGGAGCAGCCACGAGGGCAAGAUCACUGCCUCUACCAGGGACAUGUGGAGGGGCACAAGGGCUCGGCAGCCAGCAUCAGCACCUGUGAGGGCCUCAGGGGCUUCUUCCGAGCCGGCUCGGCUGUCCACCUGAUCGAGCCCCUGGACGGGGUGGAGGAGGGCCGGCAUGCCCUGUACCAGGCGCAGCACCUGCAGCAGAAACAAGGCACCUGUGGCCUCAGCAAGGCAAGCCUGGAACGUGCCCUGGGGCCACGGAUUGCAGCAGCCUUCAGGCCCCGGGUGAGCAAGCAGGCCCCACCUGCUUCCUGGCGGCACGUUGAGCUGUAUGUAGUCACCGACACCACUGAGUUCCAGCAGUUUGGGGGCAGAGAAGCCUUGCGUCGGCGCGUGCAGGAGGUGGUGAACCACGUGGACAAGCUGUACCAGGAGCUCGGCCUGCGAGUGGUGCUGGUGGGCCUGGAGAUGUGGAACAAGGAUAAUAAGAUCCAGGUCCACCCCUCGGCCGAGGUCACGCUGGAGAACUUUCACGCCUGGCGGAGGCAGCAGCUGCUGGGUCGACACGCCCAUGACAACGCGCAGCUCAUCACAGGAGUGGACUUCACCGGCACCACUGUGGGCCUGGCCACUGUGGCCGCCAUGUGCUCCAAGAGCUCAGCAGGCGUGAACCAGGACCACAGCCAAAACCCCAUUGGGGUGGCAUCCACCAUGGCCCAUGAGAUGGGCCACAACCUGGGCAUGGACCACGAUGAGAACGUGGAGGCUUGCUACUGCUCGGUGCCGCGGGACGACGGCGGCUGCGUGAUGGCAGCCAGCCUAAGCCUCAAGUUCCCCAAAAAGUUCAGCCACUGCAGCCGCGCGGACCUCGAGACGUUUGUUGAAAAACCCCAGACUGCCUGCCUGCUGGGCGAACUGGACACUGGCCGUCUGGUCAGCGACCCCGUGUGUGGGAACAAGCUCCUGGAACGUGGGGAAGAAUGCGACUGUGGCUUAGCCCAGGAGUGCCACGACCCCUGCUGCAAUGCCACCUCCUGUCGACUGGCCAAGGGGGCCAUGUGUGCCCAGGGCGCCUGCUGUCACAAAUGCCAGGUGAAGCCAAGUGGGGAGCUGUGCCGUGCUGCCAAGGACAAGUGUGACCUUGAGGAGUACUGUGAUGGCCGGGGCCCCGAGUGUCCUGAGGACAAUUUCCAAGAGAACGGCACACCCUGCCCAGGGGGCUAUUGCCACAACGGAGCCUGCCCCACGCUGGAGCAGCAGUGCAAACAAUUCUGGGGGCCAGCUGCAGGUGUCGCCGUGGAUGUCUGCUUUACCUACACCCUGACAAUGAGCUGCCAGGGCAGGAGUAACCCGGGCCAUUCCCCUGAGCUGGGUUGGCAUGUGCUGAGGGUGGCUUGUCCCUCUAUUCACAGAGCUGACCCGUGUGGCAUCCUGUUCUGUGAAGGUGGGCAGCAGCCCCAGGAACGCAGCUCUUGUGCCUUGAAGCCCCGUGCUGGCCGUUGCCAGGCACUCUUGACAGAAGACAGCAGUGCCUACGAGAAGGUGCAGGUUGGCACAAGAUGUGGGGAGAACAAGGUUUGCUGGGACGGACGCUGCCAGGGCCUGGGCGCCUACAGGUUGCAGAACUGCUCUGCCAAGUGCAGUGGCCAUGGGGUGUGCAACCACAAGAAUGAAUGCCACUGCCGCCCGGGCUGGGCUGCCCCCCACUGUAGCAAGCCUGUGUCUGACGCGUACAUAGCACCCGGGGGCCUGUCCACGGAAGUACUGGUGGGUGUGCUGCUGCUGCUGGCGGCACUGCUCAUUCUGCUGGGCGUCGUCUUCUACCGCAAGGCCUGGCGUCACGGCCACAAGAGGUGGCUCUGUGGGCGCUCCCCGACCAGCCUGGUGCUGGAGGCCCUGGAGCCAGGUGCCUCCUUUGUGCCUGGCCAGGAUGCCCAAGGGAGUGGUCGCGGCCCACCAAACAAGAGCCGUGCUGCACCCCUCACCACCGGCCCACCGGCGGGCAGCUCCACCACCCAUCCCCCCAGACCCUCGGCUUCCACAGUGACCCCUAAGCAGCCACCUCCUGCUCCCCCCACUGCCAUGUCCAGGCCACCCUUCCCGGUUCCUGUGUACAAGCGGCAGACCCCAGAGCAGGUCAUCAGGCCAACUGCUGCACCCCCAAUGCCACCUACCAAGCCGGGUGCUGGCGGGUCUACUCCCUCCCAAGCCAUCAAGCCCACCACUGUGCCUCCACUGCCACCCACCAAGCCUGGUGCUGGAAACCCCAAGCCUGCUCCCACUCAGGUGCUUUUUAACAUCGGCUCUCUUUUCCUCUCCAAGGAGUUUGGCACAAAAAUUGCCCUGAAGCCCCCCAUCCAGAGGAGGUGA
Molecule: messenger RNA, 2601 nt
Organism: Orycteropus afer afer
Lineage: Eukaryota; Metazoa; Chordata; Mammalia; Tubulidentata; Orycteropodidae
Source: RefSeq, a predicted model, not a curated record